This is a messenger RNA of Cooperia oncophora, 243 nucleotides long. The record is from the annotation of a GenBank genome assembly. NCBI's taxonomy places the organism in Eukaryota, Metazoa, Nematoda, Chromadorea, Rhabditida, Trichostrongylidae.
AUGGGACUGAGUGAGCGUUUGCUCGAAGCGGAAGCCCUCUGGAAUCAUUGCAAAGAAAUUUUCAAGCAGUCAGCUAAUCACGCCCUCUUCAGGACUCAUUACAUGAUGUCUGCGUACACUUCCCGUUUCGCUCGACUACUCGAAGAAGUUAGUCAUCUUCCUCAUGGUGAUUACAUGCUCGUCAACAGGAAUGAUGGCGUUGUUAAAAUUCUGCCUCAGCUGAAAGAGAAUAUGAGCGUGUAA